Messenger RNA from Heterocephalus glaber (naked mole-rat), 5760 nucleotides. It is a transcript of the gene Ark2n, whose product is annotated as arkadia (RNF111) N-terminal like PKA signaling regulator 2N. The record is from RefSeq and is a predicted model, not a curated record. NCBI's taxonomy places the organism in Eukaryota, Metazoa, Chordata, Mammalia, Rodentia, Bathyergidae.
UGAUGAUAACUGUCCCCGGUGAUACAUAUGCCAAUUACCCUUAUUUGAUCAUUACACAUUGCACGUUUUGAAAUGUCACACAGUACCUCUUAAAUAGUACAUGAUAAUACGUCAAUAAAAGCCUAAUUAAAAAUCUCCUCUAGGGAAUCUCGCCUGAAGUCCCAGUAUAGCUCCUUAAAAGGUAAAGACCUUUGACAUUUUCUGCUCAGGUCUUUUAAAUUCUUUUAUUACCCUCUCUCAGCAUCCUGUAGUGCUUUCAGGGAGCCAGAUCUUGAGCUGUGAAUCUGUCCUCGGCCUCUGGCAUUUUCUCUUUCUCCCCUAUACUCGCCUAGGCGGCCUCGCUCGCCUCUCCUUUCCCUGGGUCCCGCGUCCCAGACGCGCUACACCCACUUUCCCAUCUCGAGGACUGGUCCAGAAAACUCAUAGGGAGCGCAGGUACGACACUCUUUCCAGGGAGAGCAGCAGACCUCAGCCGUGACUCUGCACAGGUGGAAUUUGGGGCGCUGGAACACGCGCAGCGACGGAGCGGGGUCUCCCUGGCAGACAGUCUCACCAGCAGGUGGCGCGCUAUCCGCAAGGCCUGCGAGGUUCCCCUGCAGAAACUUGAACAGGAUGUUGGUGCCACGGCUCGAGAGGAGCACAGCCCGGUCUUUCUGAGCCGAGCUGUUCGCUUCGGCGGAAAAGUGAAGAGAGAAGGGAGCAGCCUCCCUGCUUCAGUGACUCAGUAUCAGACAUUGCGUGCUUCAUUCGGGAAGGCGUCGGGAGGGAGUUGCUUUCCUGUUGCAUCUUUGCUAUCAUUUCCUAGACCUUGCUCCAUGAUUUAACUUGAAAUUCUGAAAUGAAGAUGGAGGAGGCAGUGGGAAAAGUGGAAGAGCUCAUUGAGUCUGAAGUCCCACCAAAAACAUCUGAACAAGAGACAGCCAAGGAGGAAGAUGGAUCUGCAGAACUGGAACCUCAAGUUCAAAAAGAUGGUGUAUCAGAUUCUACAGUUCUUUCUUCAAUGCCCUGCUUAUUGAUGGAACUGAGAAGGGACUCUUCUGAGUCUCAGUUAGCCUCCACAGAGAGCGACAAGCCAACAACUGGCCGAGUUUAUGAGAGUGACUCCUCUAAUCAUUGCAUGCUUUCCCCUUCCUCUAGUGGUCACCUGGCUGAUUCAGAUACAUUGUCUUCUGCAGAAGAGAAUGAACCCUCCCAGGCAGAAACAGCAGUAGAAGGUGACCCUUCAGGAGUGUCUGGUGCCACAGUUGGUCGCAAGUCUAGGCGUUCCCGUUCUGAAAGUGAGACAUCUACCAUGGCUGCCAAGAAAAACCGGCAAUCCAGUGAUAAACAGAAUGGACGAGUCGCCAAGGUUAAAGGUCAUCGGAGCCAAAAGCACAAGGAGAGGAUCAGACUACUGAGGCAGAAACGGGAGGCUGCUGCAAGGAAGAAGUACAACCUGCUUCAGGACAGUAGUACCAGUGAUAGUGACCUGACUUGUGACUCAAGCACGAGCUCAUCAGAUGACGAUGAAGAGGUUUCAGGGAGCAGCAAGACAAUCACUGCAGAGAUACCAGAUGGACCUCCAGUUGUAGCUCAUUAUGAUAUAUCUGACACCAGCUCUGACCCAGAAGUGGUAAAUGUGGACAAUUUAUUGGCGGCUGCACUAGUUCAAGAGCACACUAAUUCUGUAGGCGGACAGGACACAGGAGCUACCUGGAGGACCAGCGGGCUUCUAGAGGAGCUGAAUGCAGAGGCAGGUCAUUUGGAUCCAGGGUUCCUAGCAAGUGACAAAACAUCUACUGGCAAUGCACCACUUAAUGAAGAAAUUAACAUUGCCUCUUCGGAUAGCGAAGUAGAGAUUGUGGGUGUUCAGGAACAUGCAAGGUGUGUUCAUCCUCGAGGGGGUGUGAUUCAGAGUGUUUCUUCGUGGAAGCAUGGCUCUGGCACACAGUAUGUUAGCACCCGGCAAACACAGUCAUGGACUACUGUGACUCCCCAGCAGACUUGGGCUUCACCAGCAGAAGUCGUUGACCUUACCUUGGAUGAGGAUAGCAGACGUAAAUACCUACUGUAAUACAUUGUCACUGUGUUUCCUCUGCACUGUUCCCUUCCACUUCCUCCUCCUCUUUGUGACACGGAAGUUCAUUGUUAUAGCUUCAGCUUCAGAAGCUCUUUGUGGCAUUUGUAGAAUUGAAACUCAUGGAACCACACCUCCCUUUUUUUUUUUUAAAUUAAAAGUCACUUAGGAAAAGAACAUCACAGUUAAAACAGUUUCUUCUUUCCUUCAGUAGGAAUAUGAGAAUGAUAAAUAUUAAUUGAUGACUUUUAAUCUUAGGAAAGUUGCCUUCCUUUUAGAAUAGUAUUUUAACUACCAAGUAAAGUGGAUUUCAGUUUUUGAAUCUUGUAUUUAUUUUUCUGUAUAAUGAAAUUAAUAUCUAGACUUGACCACUAUUCGCCCACCUCAUUGUCACUCCCACCUUGGGGCAUUCGCACACAUACCAGUCAGGUCCUUAGUGGCACCUGAUAGGGCAUGUACAUUUAAAAGCCUUUCUUUAAAAAUAGAAGACAAAAAUAUUAUAAUUAUUUUUUUCUUUUAGCUUGAAUCUUCUGCCUUCCUUCUUGACUUUGCUCCUAGCUGACCUCCCACACCACAAAUAAUUGACAUGCCCUUUGUGUUUAUAAAUACUACUAAGUGACUUACUUGGUCUCCUUGUUGCAAUAAUUUUUAACUCUUUGGAAAAUGUUUUCUUUGGAGCAGAGGCAUUUUGGAUAGAUACCUACCAUGAGGUUUUCUGGACAUCUGAAGUGAGUUCUGAAAAAUACAUGGAAGAAUCUCUUUCCCUCAGCUCUUUUCCCUGGUCUGUUCAAAAAAUGGGAGAGCAUUAAAACCUGUGUGGCUUUUAAGUGUAAAGGCACUUGGAAAUCAGAGAGGAAAGUGCCUUCUUCACAGCUGGUAUCUCCAAAAGGGGUGCAUAAUAACUAUUUAACACCUCAGCUGAACUGGACCUGAUGCUGUAUUUGGGUAUUUUUCUCCUCUACCUUCUGAAAAAAAGGAAAAAAAAGUCAAAAUAUUCCACAAGAAGUCAGAUACAAAGCACAUUAAUGGCACUGUAAAUCUUACAGUAUCUAAAGGAAUGGCAAAAGGUAGUAGAAACUUCAGGGAAUUCGGGAAAUGCUAGCACUGGAGUUUUGUGGCAUUAGUUACUACCUUUUUUUCUACAACACGUAAUUACUAGUGAAUUAUUUUUAAAGCAAUAUCUAGAAAUAGAACACUAUGUAUUGUGCACAGGGAGGAGUGAAACAAUAUUUGCUCAGAAGACUUCACCUUUUGUUGGAUUUUUUGUUUGCUCUUUUUGUUUUGUGUUUUUUGUUUCCACUGUUACCGAAUGAUGUUGCUAUGGCCCUCUAUCUCCCUCCCCAAAUGCCUUGGUGGCUCUUUCUGGUCCUAAAAGCAUGAGAAUUACCAUUUUCAGUUUCCAUUCAGUGAACACACAUUUACCCAGUGCGUGCUCUGCAUCAAGCACUCUGUAGAGUGGGUGCUGUGGAGGCCUUGAAGCUGAAUGAGAUACAGCCUGCAUGCGCAUGCAUAAGUCUGCCUGGUUCCACCUGCCUGGCCUUUUCUUCUUUUUGUGUAUGUGUGUAAAGAUAAUUUUAUUCCUUUACCCUUCCUGUUGCUUUAGUUCUUCUGUGUACCCCCUUCUUUCACAGGAAUGUAUUUUAGCAUGUGUUCUUUGAUCUUCUCUGAGAGCAUCUCAUUUGAUCUGGCCUCUGUUCUUCACAAACAUUUUAUUUUUUCCUCCAGUCCAUUUUUAAUUGACCAGGUUAAUAAGAUCAUGAACCUUCAGUUUUAGCACCUCAUAUAUCACAUUCUCUCACAUGGCCACAAUCUUAGACAAAAACCAAAGACCCAGAGGCCAGAGCGAAACAGGACCUCCUGAAGAUUCACUACUGGUGUAUCCUUGGACCUUCACAUUUUACUUUAGGAUUAAUUUAUUGAAUUUUACUGUUACACGUUUUUUUAAACUUGAAGUAAAAUACUAGACAAAACAGAAAUGUAUAAUUUCUGGUCUGUGUUUUCCAGGAAAAUCAUUGAGAAGAGAGUAGCAUGGAGUAUAUAUAUGACUUGAAGGUUUUGCAACUUUAUAUCCCCUCCCCAUACCCCAGGAUCAGGGCACAGUCUUGUUUUAAAGAAUGUUUUUUGUAUUACCUGUUUUAAUGUUAAUAGUGUGUUUUUUCCAACUCUAUACAGCAGGUGAUUUCCUUUGGUUUGCUGUGUACACUGUGGAUGGGGCAGAGUGGAGUUGCAGUCAGGCUCUUUUUCUGGCCUCUUGCCUUUAUAUUGGGUUGCACUUUUCCCUCACUUGUUCCUUUUCUAACUCCCUGCUGACCUGAUUUGAUGUACCAGAACAGAAGUUUAGGCAUUAAGAUGCAAAAGAGGAAAGGGAAGAGAUGUUAGACAAUCAGCUCUCUCCCCUACCUUCUAGGUUGGGACUUUUAACCUAAUAACUAAUCAGAUUAUCUUUCAGCUCUUCUUUCAUUACUGCAUCCAGAAGAGUGGAAAUGGAGUUUCAGGCAAGGUAUUAAUGAGAACAUUCUAUGAUCUUGUACCAUUUGAAAUUUCUUUUAAAGGGAUUGUUUUCUUAAACAAAUUUUCCCGUUUGGUACCAUAAAUAAUUCUUCAUGCUUCACAAGACAUUGUUCAAAGUAACAUCUCUGUUAAAGUGGUACAGGUGGGUCACCAAUUGCUUUAUUACCACAACUUGGUUAAGUUUCCUUCCCCUGCAAUUUGAAAAAACAGAGCAGCACCCUAGCUGUUGAAUCAUCAUGAUUACCCUGUAACUUACAAUUGUGGCUAAGCAGUAAUUUUUCAUUUUGAUGGUAGGGGCCAGACUAGGUGGACUCCAUUAUUUACAAUCAGGUAUUCUAUAAACUGUGGUUUUGUCAUCAGAUGUGAACACAGACUGUCUGAUUUGCUACUUUAGUCAUUUGCUCAUAUUUACUUUUAGAAGAUUAGCACCUAGAUAACAAAAAAAUUUGUUGCCUGCUUUUUAAACUGUGUCACAAGGUUUUUGAGAAAGCCUGAGACACAAUUUUGUAUUUUAGUUUUAACCAUUUUUUAAAGCAAAGAGCUGAGCCCCUAAUCCUUGUUCUCCAAUGUGUAUGAUGUGACUUCCAUGUAUAUAUAAAAAUGAUUGCACCCUAACCAAACUUCCUCAGAUUGUGCACUGUUUGUUUAAAAUAAUCAUGUAUUUUAGUCCAAUGCUGUUGUAUUUUUUCAUUUUAUUUAAAACACUACUUAUUCUUUUAACAAAUUUUAAAGGGUAGUGAUCUUAAAAAAAAAUCACUGGAUAACUAGGAAAUUUUUUGUUGUUUUGUGUUUUAAAAGAGUGGAAAGGUCAUAGAACCUUUUGCUUCUCGUACCAUAAACAUGAAAUGUCAGCCAUUGUAUGGCUAGGAACCAAUGCACUUGGCGGUUAACACAUCUGCUGUUGCUGGGGUGUAAGCAUGGACGUGAUGCAGUGACGACAAAUCAUUGCGUAGAAGUAAAGUUUUCAAAUGUGCAACUCUAGUUUUUAAAAUGAAAUUUGGUUCUUUACAUUCAUUACUUAGUUUUUGUUUCCAUUUAGUAUUUAAUGGUCUUUGGAGAAAAAAAUAAUAAAACAGAGUGUUAUAUAUAUAUUUUUUGGUGCAAGAUAAGAUUUUCUGUUUUUUGAAAUAAGUCUGUAGCAUAAAGGUUAAACUAUUUUAAGACAAAUAAAAUAGAGUGUAUUUAAACAAUGA